UCUAUAACUAUUGUAAUGGCGUUAAUUCACAAUUACUAUCACAGAUAACUCUCCUCAUUACAGCGGUACAAGCUGUACACAAAGAACAGCUCAAAGACACUCAGGCGAUGGUAUCUUGUGUUGUUACUGGCUUGACAGAGGCACUGGAGACAGAUCAGGUGAAGUGGACGACAUUUGAAGAUGCGCCCAUAACUACCGGAUCAGAUGGUUUUACAAUUGAAACUAGUAGCUUGACUGGUAAUACCCAGACUACCACUUUGACUGUCCCUGGUAGUCAGACCGACACAGAUAAGGUUUACAAGUGUGUUAUCACGCCCACUGGAGAUGAUGUCACGGCAAAGACUACAGAAGUCAAUUUAAAAGUUUUCACUGUCAGUUCAACACCCGAGUCUGUCACCACUGAUACCGACCAGACCUUAACUUGUACUAUCGGAGAUCUAGACGCCAAUCAAGCUGUUACAGUGACUUGGAAGGAACCUGGUGAUGGAGCAUUAAUUAUAAACUCAGAUAAUACCAACUACGUAUUGAUUCCAGGAACAGUUGAUGGCGAGGGUAUUCAGAACGCACAACUAACCAUCAAACAAGCCAAAAUGGCAGGUUAUGCCGACCAAACAUCCUUCACUUACAAGUGCUCUGUGACGUCAUCACAGUAUUCAGACUCCCCCUCAUCUGUCGAACAAGUUGUUGUGGCUAACGUCGUUGAAAAGGAAAUAGAUGAGGGUGGCGAUAACGCGGCAGUGAUAGCGGCUUCGGUGGUGGGAGGAGUGGUUUUUGUGGCUGGGGCUGGAGCAGUUGCAGUCCUUGUCUACAAGAAGUUUUGUUUGUCGGCAGCAGUAGCAGCAGCAGCGGCACCACCAGUGUAGAACACAGCUUUAGGAGAGGGAGCAAAAA
This is a messenger RNA of Bolinopsis microptera, 891 nucleotides long. RefSeq lists its product as uncharacterized. The coding region runs from base 108 to 863 and encodes 251 amino acids. The transcript is spliced from 4 exons. Lineage: Eukaryota; Metazoa; Ctenophora; Tentaculata; Lobata; Bolinopsidae. The record is from RefSeq and is a predicted model, not a curated record.